CUGUGGUGAUAGAGCUUCCUUCCUCUCCCUCCUUUCCUUUUUCCACGUAUCAUUUAUUUGUUCCAUAAGAAGUUAGUAUUCUGCAGAACACUCUGGGAAAAUAAUUUUAUGUGACUUCUGUUUUAUUAACUCUUAGUUUUCAUAGAGAACCUCAGAGAGGUAGGGUAUCUUCUCUAAUUUUGAGUAGUGAGUGAUGGAUGCAAGAGGUGUUUCUUGACCUGGGUGGGGCUUAUGUGUGUGUUCACUUUGGGAUAAUUCAUUAUCGGCAGAGGGAAGAGUAUUAAAACAAGUCUGUAGGAUGACAUUCGUGUAGUGUAAAGGGAAUUUUAAAAAAAGAAACGUCAGUUUCUCUCCCCAGUCCUCUGGCUGUCCAUCUCCUCUGGAGAGAGCCCAGGGCAAACCAAACGCGAGAAAAAAAGUCCAGUUCAAACUGCAGUCCUCGCACAGAUCUGGAGACUCAAAUGUGCACCACCAGGGUUAAAAGGUAUUCCCAAAUUGGUCCAAGGUGGUUACAAAAGCGAGGAAGUCUCAUCGCUGUCCAGGGUAAGAAGGGAAAGAAAAAACGUGAAGUUACUUCCCAACCUCGCUGUUGGAAGCUCCGGAAUCACCAGGGCAACUGGGAGCGACCCAUCAUAGGAGGCGGGGCCAAGGCCAUUCUUUGACACCCUAGCAACGCAGCAAGCCUUUGUCGCGUCCUAGCAACACACCUCGCCCUUCCUGUGGCCUCCGUCCUCCUUGCCGGCUCUAGGCUCCUGCUCACCCUCUCAUGGCACAUCCAAAGCUCUGAGGAGAGGAGAUUGGAGGGUGGGAAAAUCAAUUUUGUACAAACUCCAUAUAAAGAAAGAAGAAGAGACCCAUUGAGGACUGAGCACCAAGCCAACUAGAGACAGACCUGCAAUGUUGGACACCAUUGUCCCUUCCGUGCAAGACCUAGGCAGGCAGGUGCUGCCUACCCUGCUGUCGCUGAGCCAAGAGGAAGUCUCUGCUAUAUGGGCAAAUGUGUCAGAAUUUGUGGAACGGCAGCUAUCCCUGCACAAGGGGGUUCAGAUUCCAGGACUUGGAACUUUCACUUUCAUGAGACAAAAACUGGAGGUGGGAAACAACAAGUUUAUUCUGAUUCAGAGACCCAUGUUUAUCAUGGCCGAGAAGUUAGUGCAGAUUCAUGGACUCAAGCAAAACAAAAUAUAUAUUCCUGGUGAUAUUCCAGUUGUUCCACUUAAUUUUGUCAUGAUAUCCCUGGAGGGUCCAUUUAGCAGGGAUACAGUGGAAGGAUGCGUGAAGGAGACAUUGCUUUUUCUAUCACGAUCCAUUUCCAUCAAACGAAAUGUGGAAUUUACUUUCAAAGGAAUCGGGGUCCUUGUGAUUAAAGGCAACAAAGUGAAGAUGAGAUUUUAUAAAGACUUCCUUUGUUCUGUGGAUGGAAGUGGGACUUUGGCAAAAGCCCUAGCAAAUAGGCCUGGCACUGUGGACUCCGUGUUGUCUAGCAGAGAGAUCUCAGGGAAGCGACCCAACAGUGUGCUUGCAUUUCCAAGGAUUGAGCUCAAGGAAGUGGAGAACAAACCACCUAUGGAGACCAUUGUAGAAGAAGGUAGGAAAAAUAGACAAAGGAAGUGCAAAUUAAAAGACCAGCCAGACAAAGAAGAAGGAAUCAGAGAGAUCUUAUCACCCAAGAGACUUCGGGAUAAACAAGCCAUAUCCCCUCCCAAAAUGACAAACGCCACCUUGCUGAACAAGUUAGAGCGCAAUGGGAGUGGCGGGAAGAUUAUGAACCCUGAAAGUUUGUCAUCUCCAGGUUGUUUGAAAAGUGAAAUGAAGCCUAAACUUUCUCCAGUCCCCACCUGCCAGGAUCAUAAUAAGGCAGGACAGGAGAUGUGUUAUGUGUGUUUGCAACGAGCGCAGCGCAAUUCCCCAUUGUGCUACAGUGAGGAAAGGAAGAGGCGAGAGAUAGAAGAUGAGCGACUCAUUCAGCAGUAUCAAAUCCUGAAGGAUCAAGAGGCUCUCUUAAAACAGCAGAUGAGAAGUCUGGCUAAUAGAGAACAAAAUCAGAAAAAUGCUGCCUACAACCUUGGAGUUGCUGAAGCUAUAAGAAUCCACAAAAAUGAGAAACCUGAAUUUUAUAAAUCUUUCCUCUUUGAUAAACGGCCACUCAGUCCUGAGAUUAAUGCUCUAAAACAAGAAGAAUAUUCCCAAAAUCUCCUGAAACAAAUGGAUAACAGACGAGAAAAAGAAAUAAAGCAAAGACAAAACAGAGAGUUGAUGGAGCGCCUAGAACAAGUACAACUCACAGAGGAACUCGCUGCACAAAGAGCCCAGUAUAUAAAAGAUAAGAUGGAAGAAACACAGUGUUACAAGAGAGCUUUGGAUGCGCAGAUAAAGAACAAACCCCUGCAACUUCCCAUGUUUGAGCCAGACUCUAGUGAGCCCAUCUUUGGUAAGGAUGAGGGUGAGCUGAUGGUGGAAAAGCAAAAGCAAGAACAGAAUUACAUGAAGCACCAGCUGGAGGCCGCUGCCAGCCACAGGAGGAGAACCAUCCUGCAGCAGCUGGUGGAACAGAAGCGGGAUUUGCAGAUGCUUCGGAGGACACAGAGAGAGCGCCUGGCAGACCGAAAUGCUGAGCUGGAGCGGGUGAACAGAAUCAACCAGAGCUUGCAGGAGGACUGGGAAAGCAGUGCUGCAAUGAAGAGGCAGCGGGACCUGGAGGAGAAAGCUUUCGAGAGGGCGUCAGACAAGCUCUUCCUCUUGGACCAGUGUGAGAAGUACCGGCGCUGCAAACAGUGCCAGAGGCGCACCUCCAACGUGGGUGAGAGCAACCUGUGGCCCCUCAACAAGCACCUGCAUGGCUCCCGGUUGUUCAUAUAAUAUCUGAAGUUUGGAUCCGUGCUUUCCUGGGGACAAUUUUUCUUUUUUCAGUAUUUAGGUAUGAUGGUGAAACUACCUAUUUUUACUUUAGAGGGAAAAGUUAUUGUGCUGUUUUGGUGCUUUCAGGAAAAGAUUGCUUUUUCACCCCUUAAUGAAGUCACAUAGGCAGGGUCUCCCCCUGGCUUCCUCCUGCCCCUACAGAACCCUGCUGCCACUGGGGGCCGGAAAUGGGGGACCCAGCCUCCUCCUGGCUCCCGAGGUGCUGCUGACCCAGCCCAGCUACUCAUUGACGUUGUGUAAGAAACUUGGUCUUUUCUUCAUCUGUAAUGAAUAGUGUCCUAAUAAACAUUUUCUAUGGACCUGCCUGUGCCUCCUGGUGAA
Molecule: messenger RNA, 3240 nt
Organism: Mustela erminea (ermine)
Lineage: Eukaryota; Metazoa; Chordata; Mammalia; Carnivora; Mustelidae
Gene: CCDC81
Product: coiled-coil domain containing 81
Exons: 16
Coding region: 898-2859 (653 amino acids)
Cellular component (GO): centrosome
Source: RefSeq, a predicted model, not a curated record